Trypanosoma cruzi is the source of this 840-nucleotide messenger RNA. RefSeq lists its product as uncharacterized. The transcript has a single exon. The record is from RefSeq and is a predicted model, not a curated record. Lineage: Eukaryota; Euglenozoa; Kinetoplastea; Trypanosomatida; Trypanosomatidae. The coding region runs from base 1 to 840 and encodes 279 amino acids.
AUGCCCUUUCCGGAGCCGGCACAGGUGCCUAGGGCAAAUUUCUAUUCCUAUUAUGUUCACAACACGGAAAAUAUCCCUCUUACUGAGGCACAGGUAUGGUCUGUCGCCUAUUAUUUAACGCGAGCCGUGAAUGCCUUCUUCUUGUGGCACCCGGGGUACGUCAAAAUGCUUUUGGACGAGUGUGGGGAUCAGCAACUCAUUCCACCCCAAGUGGGUUUUGGAGAUGAAGUGGCCGUGGAAAACACGGGGAGCAGUUCUCAGCGUUAUCCGCCGUUAAAUUCACCGACCAAAUCUGAAAACUUUGACACCGUCCCAACUGUACCAAUCAUUUCGACAAGCGGAGAAGGACAAGAAUUUUUCUCCCCCACUUUUUUAUCCGUGGUGCCGGACGAGUGUUUCGUACUAUACCGUGAUGGUGUGCAGACUACAGUUUUCACACUUGUGCUUGGUGGCACGGUGCAGGCAUUUGUGGGCUCCAGUAAGUUUCCGCUUAGGCGACGCUCCUUUCAAUGGUUUGCCGAAGAGGCAUUAACUUUGGAGAACUACGUUCCCGAUUUUGACGCUUUUGUUUUGUCUCCAACGCGAGUUUACCUUAUCCCAAAAGACGUGUAUGCACGUUACCUUCGCUACAAUGAAAUCUACACACACACGUACGAUAAAAUUGUCAUGAUGGGCAAAAAAACGACGGGUAUGACUCAACAUGCGUCAUCGCAUGCAUUAUCAACUCAGCGGGAGGAAGUCUUUCAAAAGCGCCAGGCCAAGGGCGAUGACAGGGAAGGAUUAUUGAAAACUCAAAAGGAAAGUGGUUUGUAUGGUACCUUUGAUGAAAGUGGGAAGUGA